AAAGGGGUGGGGGGAGAUAAAGCUCACUGCCAUUUCUCUUAAAGUUCAGAAUUCUCUGCACUCUGGAACAGAUCGUUUCUACCUGGAGUUUCAUUGUCAGAUAUGAAACUCCACUCCAGGCCAGGGGCCCUGUAUGGUUUGGCCCUUCUGGCAUUCCUGUGUCAUUGUGCAACAGCUGUGGAGAGACGCUAUUACAUUGCAGCUGUUAAUAUUAACUGGGACUACACAUCUGCCGGACAGCAAAGGACUGGACCAUCGUAUAAAAAAGUAGUAUACAGGGAGUACAAUGAGGGAUUCACACAGCCUAAAACACAUCCCUUGUCCUCAGGGUUACUUGGGCCGACAUUACGUGGACAAGAGGGCGACACAAUCAUUGUCACAUUCAAGAACAUGGCUGAUCAUCCCUGCAGCAUCCACCCACACGGCAUUGCUUACGGGAAGCAGUCAGAGGGAUCUUUAUACUUUGACAACACGUCACUCCUUGAGAAAGAGGAUGACGUCAUUCUCCCAGGCAAAGAGCACACGUACCAUUGGGAAGUGACAUCUGAGGUGACCCCCAUGGCUGCGGACCCCCCAUGCAUCACCUACACAUACCUCUCCCACUAUGACAUUGUCAAGGACUACAAUACAGGGUUAAUAGGCACAAUGCUGAUCUGCAAGAAAGGCACCCUAGACAGCUCCGGAAAUCAGAUUCAUUUACAUCAGGAGCCUGUGCUGUUGUUUGGAGUUUUUGAUGAGAACAAGAGCUGGUACAGCACUGGGGACCCUCCGCUGGCACAGAAUGUGAAAUACACUAUAAAUGGCUACACAAAUGGCUCUGUACCAGAUCUGGACAUCUGUGCCCACUCCAAAGUCAGCUGGCACCUGCUAGGAAUGAGCUCUGAGCCAGAGCUCUUCUCUGUACACUUCAAUGGGCAAGUCCUUCUGCAUGAUGGGCACAAAACCUCCACUGUUGGCAUCAUUAGUGGAACUGCCACUAGUGCCAGUAUGACUGGUAUCCACCCUGGACGCUGGCUCUUUUCCUCUCACAUUAGCAGGCACUUGGAAGCUGGCUUGCAUGGAUACCUAAAUAUCAGGACAUGUGAUGAGUACACAGCACCAAAAAGACGACUUACUAUCCAAGAGAAACAAGAAAGCCAAGAGUGGACUUACUAUAUAGCAGCAGAAGAGGUCAUCUGGGAUUAUGCUCCAAAUAUGGCAGAAAACAUGGAUGUGGAUUUCCGGAAAAAAUAUUUAAAGCAGGGGCCUCAACGGAUAGGUAAAAGUUACAAAAAGGCUGUGUUUACCCAGUAUAAAGAUAACACAUUUAAAGAGAGAGCGGAAGACAAGCAGAGAAAGAAGGAGCUUGGGAUUCUUGGGCCAGUGAUAAGAGCCCAAAUCAGAGAUGUCAUAAAGAUUGUCUUUAAAAACAAAGCAUCACGUCCAUAUAGUAUCUAUCCUCAUGGACUGACCAUUGAUAAAGCAGCAGAAGGAGCCAAUUAUCCUGAGGGAGGGAACCAGACACAUGGCAUUCAACCAGGAGAGACCUACACCUAUACAUGGAGUGUGUCUGAGAAAGAUGUACCAAUGGACAGUGACCCCAGAUGUCUGACCAGGAUGUACCACAGUGCAGUGGACAUUCCUCGAGACAUUGCUUCUGGUCUUGUGGGUCCUCUUCUCAUCUGUAAGAGCCAGUCUCUCAAUAAAAAGAAUGUCCAGCUAAAAGCUGACAAAGAACAGCAUGCCAUGUUUACAGUUUUUGAUGAGAACAAGAGCUGGUACCAUGAUGAGAACAUUAACACAUACUGCAGUGACCCCAAAAGAGUUAAAAGAGAUGAUCCUGAGUUUUACAAGUCAAAUGUUAUGCACACAAUUAAUGGUUAUGUUUAUGAAAGUGGCCAAGAAUUGGGAUUUUGUGAUGGUGAGAUUGUGACCUGGCACGUGUCGAAUGUUGGCGAACAAGAUUAUAUCCAGACUGCCACUUUUUAUGGCCAUACAUUUGAGCUAAAAAACAGAGAAGAGGAUAUGCUCAGUCUGUUUCCCAUGACUGGUGAAACUAUCUCUAUGAACAUGGUUAAUAUAGGUAUUUGGCUUUUAGCAUCACUGAACUCUCAUGACUCCACUAAAGGGAUGAGGAUGAAAUUCAAGGACCUUGAAUGCUUCAGAGAUUAUGUAAUGGAAUAUAAUUAUGAGUCAGAGUACACUGUAUGGAAACCUGUGUCCAUCACAGAAAUCAAAAAAGAGCCACCAAAAUUAGUAAACCCUAGCGUUGUUGAUGAGGAUACCGAUAACUAUGCAGACAUCUUAGGCUUGAGGACGUUCAAAAACGUAGUAGAUGAAGUUGAGCAAAUUGACCUUUCGGUGCUAGAUCAUGAUGAUGGUUUAUCGCCGACUGUUGAGGCAAAAAGUUUGGUCAACUUAACAGAUGAAGUUGAGCAAAUCGACCUUUCGGUGCUAGAUCAUGAUGAUGGUUUAUCGCCGACUGUUGAGGCAAAAAGUUUGGUCAACUUAACAGACGAAGUUGAGCAAAUUGACCUUUCGGUGCUAGAUCAUGAUGAUGGUUUAUUGCCGACUGUUGAGGCAAAAAGUCCAGCCCCAAGCAACAAGUUUGACAAAUCACACAAUGUUACUUUAGGAACUUUCAGUCAGACUAAAACUCAUGGUUUAUCAGCUGAGGUGGCUGGUUUGGACAAGAUACAGUCUUCAUAUAAAGUCUUGAAUGAGAGCACAGAAGAGGAUUUGCUAGACAUAGUGAGCAUUUUUGAUUCCAAUUCCGAGGACAUGUCAAACAACGAAACGGAUAUUAUCUCACAUUUUCCAGUUGUAGAGAGAAAGGUUCGUGGUCUACCAACAAAGCCAGUGAAUAAAAUUGAAAGUGUCUCCACAAACGUCACUCUGGAUAUUCAAAUAAAUGGCAACAUAGCAGAAGACAACAGUUCAUCAAUAGAGACAGAACAUGUCUCUGCUAAUACUACUCAUGCUCCAAUAAUUGAAACAAACAUCACCCACACAAUGAAUGAAACACAAAGUUUCCCCACGAAUACAAGUAUCACUUCAUCUGAUGCUCCAGAUGGUGAAAGAAAUAUCACCAUGGAGGAUAACAAAGCAUCUUUAAAUUCAUCUGAAUCAAAGCCCCUGCAAUCAAACCAAACCUUAGUAAACAAAACAGUUAUUAAAGAUGACGUUAAAAAUUGCACUGACAUAGUGGAUGGUGACCGUGAUAGUUCGGAUCACGUCUUCAUAUACAACGUGCCUAGUCCUGACUCUCUGUCAAAUAUCUCAGAGACACAAGUUGAGGAGGAUUUUGUGCUUCUGGACAGUGGUCAUCCCUUGGAAAUUCCAACAGAUUUUACGACUUUGGUGGAAUAUGAUGUCUCACUAUUGGACACAGUACAGGACAUUGAUGAACUAACUGAAAACACAACAGGGAUUGAGGAACUCAACAGCACAAAGGGGAAUUACACCAGUGAGAUGCUUUCACAGAUAAAUUCUGAAACUGAGAGCAUUUUAAGUCUCAAUUUGUCUCUUGGCCCUUUCAAUGUUUCAUUGAUGAAGAAUGGCUCAGAAAGCAAAAGUGAAGAGGAAGUGGUCAUCUAUCUGAAGAACAAUCACAGCGAGGCCAUACUCACAUCUCAUAUCGACCUAAAAGAAGAGCAUUGGGGAUAUGAGGGCAAACACGAAUUGGUUCACAUGGAGAUCCCAGAUCACAUGAACAAAUACAUUAUAGACAAAUCCGCAGCAAAUUCAAAUAAGCCAAAGAGUGAAAAGAAGGAAAAGAAAAAAAAAGUAGUUCACCAGAGGGUAAAGCCAAGAAAGGGACAUAGCAUGAAGACAAAGAAAAGGAAAGAGUAUAAGCCACAGCCACGUUCUGCUUUUUCUCCAAGAGGUUUUGGACCUUCUGUGUUGAACCCAAGGGGAACCAAGCCUGUCUCGAGUGAGAAAGACUUGAUGGAGAAGGCCAUCGUCAUAGGAGUGCCAAGACGGGACUUCGAUGAUUAUGAGUUAUAUGUUCCCAAACAAGGGCAGGAAACAGAUUUUGAUAGUAUGUUAGAUGUCCCAGAAGAAUAUGAAUAUGUGGAGUACAAAGACCCUUAUAGCAAAUCGGCAGAUGUUCAAAGCCCAGUGCUUGAUACAACAUCCCAGCAUUUCUUAAAAAUGGCUGGAGACAAGGAUACCAGGACUUAUUUCAUCUCAGUUGAAGAGGAAGAAUGGGAUUAUGCUGGUUAUGGGCAGAGGAGACUUGAUAAAACAUCUCAAAAUGAGAGGCCCACAGCUUUCAAAAAAGUGGUGUUCAGAAAGUACCUGGACAGCACCUUUAGUAUCCGAGACAUCCGAGGGGAAAUGGAUGAACACCUGGGAAUUCUGGGUCCAGUUAUUAAAGCUGAAGUUGAUCAGACUGUUCUGGUAUUUUUCAGGAACCGCGCCAGCCGUCCAUACUCUUUGCAUGCAAAUGGAGUAAAAUACUUAAAACAAAUGGAAGGCCUGAGUUAUGAAGACCAAUCACCAUACUGGUACAAACAGGAUGAUGCCAUUCAACCCAACAGCACCUUUAUCUACAUGUGGACUAUAAAUUCCAAAUCUGGACCUCAAAAUAAUGAAUCUGACUGUCGAACAUGGACCUACUACUCUGCAGUGAAUCCUGAGAAAGAUAUAAACUCUGGACUGAUUGGGCCACUUCUGGUGUGCAGGAAGGGCACACUGGCUAAAAAUCCUGUGGACAGAAGAGAAUUUGUCCUGCUUUUUAUGACUUUUGAUGAGAAUAAGAGCUGGUACUAUGAGGAGAAUAAGGAAAGAAUUGAAAGGAAAAACAGAAGAGCAAUCAUGGAUCCAAAAUUUCAUGAUAACUUAAAGUUUGACGCUAUCAAUGGUAUUAUCUACAGUCUCAAAGGACUUAGAAUGUACACAAGUCAGCUAGCAAAGUGGCAUCUGAUCAACAUGGGCUCUCCUAAAGACCUCCACAGUGUCCAUUUCCAUGGUCAAACAUUCAUAAAUAAGGAAUUAAAGGACCACCGUCAGGGUGUUUACCCACUUUUACCAGGAGGAUUUGCCACAUUGGAAAUGUUGCCUUCAAAGCCUGGUCUCUGGCAGCUGGAGUCUGAAGUUGGACUUUCACAGCAGAGAGGAAUGCAGACACUAUUCCUCGUGUUAGAUAAAGUCUGUGAUCACCCUCUUGGUCUCAUGUCUGGAACUGUGCUAGAUGAACACAUAACAGCAUCUGACUCUAGAGGACAAUGGUAUCCUCAUUUGGCCAGACUGCAUAAUACAGGGAAAUACAAUGCAUGGAGCACAGCAAAGACAGGGCAGUAUAUUCAGGUGGACUUCCAGAGGCCAGUAGUGAUUAGUAAAGUUGCCACACAGGGAGCCAGGCAGUACUUAAAACAUAAUUUUGUGCUGAACUACACCAUUUCCUAUAGCACCGACAAAAAGAAGUGGAUCUUCUACAAGGGAGACAGUGAUACUGUCAGAAAGACUUUUGAAGGGAACAAUGAAGCUUAUGAUACGAAGCAUAAUAUAUUUUUCCCACCUCUGAUUGGUCGAUACGUGAGGCUACAUCCUUCACAUUCUUACAACUACCCAACUGUCCGUUUGGAGUAUUUUGGUUGUGAGCUUGAUGGUUGCUCUGUGCCAUUGGGAAUGGAAAAUGGCUUAAUUAAAGAUACUCAAAUCACUGCCAGUUCUGUGGCCUCCAGUUGGUACACUGGACAGUGGCAUCCUUGGUAUGCACGCUUAAAUAUGCAAGGGACCACCAAUGCAUGGAAAGCUAAGGACAAUGACAUUCAGCCAUGGAUCCAAGUGGAACUCAAGGAAAUAAAGAAAAUAACUGGGAUAAUAACACAGGGGGCCAAAUCGUUAGGCAGUGAGAUGUUUGUGAAAGCAUAUACUCUGGAGUACAGUGAAGAUGGCAAAAGAUGGACAAAGUACACGGAUGAUGAGGAUUAUGAACAAAAGACUUUUCAAGGCAACACAGAUAACAAUGGCCAAGUAAAGAACUACAUCUAUCCACCAAUAUUUUCCAGAUUCAUCCGAAUUAUUCCAAAACGAUGGCAGAAAUCCAUUACUAUGAGGAUUGAGCUGCUUGGUUGUGAUUUUGAAUAAACAUUGUGCUAUCUUUCACUAAUAUGACAACAUAUGUUUUUUGUUUUGUUUUGUUUUUUUUAAAUAAAUAUGUUGUGUGUUAGAGGAAUUAAAUGUGUUAUGCUAAAA
Messenger RNA from Ctenopharyngodon idella (grass carp), 6183 nucleotides. RefSeq names its product coagulation factor V (gene f5). Bases 103 to 6075 code for a protein of 1990 amino acids. The record is from RefSeq and is a predicted model, not a curated record. NCBI's taxonomy places the organism in Eukaryota, Metazoa, Chordata, Actinopteri, Cypriniformes, Xenocyprididae. Gene Ontology annotation, cellular component: plasma membrane. The transcript is spliced from 25 exons. Gene Ontology annotation, molecular function: copper ion binding; oxidoreductase activity. Gene Ontology annotation, biological process: iron ion transport.